AUGAAGAAGGCAAGUCAUCGAGGUUUUUGUUCAUUAUGUCGCAAAGAAAGAGACACGUUCACUUGUCGCGGAUGUCGAAAAGAAUUCUGCUUGUCACAUCUCCAAGAGCAUCGACGAACGUUGAACGAACAGCUAGACAAACUCACGGAUAAUCAUAGUUCAUUGCGACAAAUACUCAUAGAACUUCAACUACCUGCUGCACGAAACUCACCAGUGAUCAAACAAGGCGAUCAAUGGGAAGAUAAAUGCUUGAGAAUCAUCGGGAAAGCAGCUGGAAAACUGAAACAGAUCCGUGACGAACAUGAUUUCAACGAAGUCGAUCUGGAACAAUUGACCAAACAAGUAACACAAAUGCAUGAGUACCUCAAUCAAGCACCGAGCCAUUUAAUUCAUAAACAUGCGCAGACGGUGAUUAGCAAAAUUCAAGCCGCCUCCGUCAUUCAUCAAGAAAAAAAAGAAUCAAAACGUCGCACAUGGAAAGAAGAAGGUACCAUCGUCGCAGGAGGCAAUCAGCAAGGUGAACUGGAAGACCAGCUCUCCGGUCCUGAAGGUAUUUACAUCGAUGAAGAUAAAAAUAUCUACAUCGCCGAUCUUCCCAAUCAUCGUAUUGUACGAUGGGACUGCGGAGCGGACAGCGCAACUGUCGUUGCUGGUGGUAAUGGACAAGGAUAUGCAGUGGAUCAAUUGAAUUGUCCUACAGAUGUGGUGAUGGAUAAGGAAACUCAGUCACUUAUCAUUGCUGAUGCCGGAAACCGACGAGUGAUACGAUGGAACGGUGAAGAUUCCACCGAUCCCGAAAUUCUUAUAGACAAUAUUGAUUGCUGGGGUUUAGCAAUGGACAACGAAGGAUUUCUAUAUGUUUCGGAUCGAGAAAAUCACGAAGUGAGACGAGGCAAACCUGGAGACGCGGAAGGCACACUGGUGGCUGGUGGAAAUGGUCAAGGAUCGCGCCAAAUGCAACUCAAUUGUCCCACUUAUCUGUUUGUCGAUGCUCAACAAUCGGUGUAUGUCACAGAUCGAGACAAUCAUCGCGUGAUGAAAUGGACAAAGGGUGCGAGCGAAGGUCUGUCUGUCGCAGGUGGAAAUGGCAAAGGCAACAAACUCAAUCAAUUGGCUUUUCCUGCCGGAGUGUUCGUUGAUCCAACGGGACAAGUCUACGUGGCCGAUGCGGGCAAUGGUCGAAUCAUCCUUGGACAUGAAGGCGAAAGAAGCGGUGAGAUCAUCGUCGGUAGUAAUCAAGAAGGACAAGAAGCACAUCAACUGUUCGGUCCUAAAGGUUUAACCUGUGAUACGGACGGUAAUCUCUAUGUAGCUGAUAGUUGGAAUGCUCGAGUACAAAGAUUUGACUUGAUUAUGUCUUCAAAAGUUUUUGUAUUGAGUUGA
Messenger RNA from Adineta ricciae, 1383 nucleotides. Lineage: Eukaryota; Metazoa; Rotifera; Eurotatoria; Adinetida; Adinetidae. The record is from the annotation of a GenBank genome assembly.